UUCGGCUUUUUGGUCUUUGACGGUCGCGAACUCUUCGCCGCUGCUCCAGUCACCUUUGGUAUAGCUUGGAUAUCUCUUGGUGUUCUUUAACCCUCUACCACAGCCAUCGCCUCUUCAGAAUCCUUUUUCUGCCAGUUUAACCCACACCGGAUUCAUCCGUUGACUCAUAUCCGCCAUACCCACUAUCGUGCCCCGCCUCCAGUCGUUCCUCCCUCCCUCUCUGUUACUUGUCGCAAGUUCGAGAGUCCCUCCAGAUAGAAGAAGUCAAUUGCACUAGAUCUUCAUAUCACACAUCAUAAACACAAUCACAAUGGGUGUCACAAUUGUCCUUGGUAGCCAGUGGGGUGAUGAAGGAAAGGGAAAGAUUACGGAUAUGCUUGCGCAGGAAGCUACGCUUUGCUGCCGUGCCGCUGGCGGCCACAACGCGGGCCACACUAUUGUUCAUGGCUCUACGACUUAUGAUUUCCACAUCCUUCCUUCCGGUCUUGUCUCCCCUUCCUGUGUCAACCUGAUUGGCGCGGGAACUGUGGUGCACAUCCCCAGUUUCUUCAAGGAGUUGGCGGCUAUUGAGACCAAGGGCUUGACUACCGCUGGAAAGCGUAUCUUCAUCUCGGAUCGCGCUCACGUCUGCUUCGACUUGCACUCCGUCGUGGAUGGCCUGGAAGAGGCUAAGCUCGGUGGUCGCAAGGUCGGCACCACUGGUAAGGGUAUCGGUCCUUGCUACAGUGACAAGGCUGCUCGUCGCGGUGUUCGCGUUGGCGAGAUCUUGGAUGAGGCUCUUUUCGAGCGCAAGCUGCGUUCUCUGCACGCGGGAUACACUGCCCGAUUUGGCGAGCUGGAGUACAGUGUUGAGGAUGAGCUUGCGCGUUUCAAGGAUUACCGUCAACGCCUGGGCCCUUACAUCGUGGACCAAUUGGCCUUCCUGCAGAAGUAUAAGGAUGCUCCUAACACUCUGGUUGAGGGUGCCAAUGCUCUUAUGCUUGACCUGGAUCACGGAACCUACCCCUUCGUGACCUCUUCUUCGACCGGUCUCGGUGGUGCCGUCCAGGCGCUGUCCCUGAACCCCACCAGCAUCUCCUCCAUCAUCGGUGUUGUCAAGGCCUACACUACCCGUGUCGGCUCCGGUCCCUUCCCCACCGAGCAGUUGAACGAGUUCGGUGACAAGCUGCAGGGUGUCGGUAAGGAGUUCGGUGUCACCACCGGCCGUCGUCGUCGCUGCGGUUGGUUCGACAUGGUCCUCUGCCGCUACUCCCAAGCCAUCAACCACUACACUGCCCUGAACCUGACCAAGCUGGACGUUCUGGACGACUUCGACGAGAUCAAGGUCGGUGUCGCUUACAUCCUGCCUGACGGUACCCGCACGGAGAACACCAUGCCUGCCGAUCCCGAGGUCUUGGAGAAGGUCAAGGUCGAGUAUAUCACUCUUCCCGGCUGGAAGACCAAGACCAUGGGUAUCAAGAAGUACGAGGACUUGCCUCCCAACGCCCGUGCCUACAUCGAGUACAUCGAGCGCGGUCUCGGUGGCGUUCCGGUCAAGUGGAUCGGUACCGGCCCUGCUCGUGACGACAUGAUUGCCCGCGAGUAAGCACGCGGUCGAAGUCGUUGCGCCGCUCGAUUGUUGAUUCCCACCUUCUCGUAUAAUAUCCUAAGCACCCAGUAAACUUUUUCUUUCCAUGCAUGUUUUUAGUUCUGGAUGACUUGUACUAUUGUCUACAGAGAUAAGACGGUAGACUGCUGGGUCGCAGAUAAAUUAGAG
Messenger RNA from Aspergillus homomorphus CBS 101889, 1756 nucleotides. It is a transcript of the gene adB, whose product is annotated as adenylosuccinate synthase ADE12. Gene Ontology annotation, biological process: IMP metabolic process; 'de novo' AMP biosynthetic process. The transcript has 4 exons. NCBI's taxonomy places the organism in Eukaryota, Fungi, Ascomycota, Eurotiomycetes, Eurotiales, Aspergillaceae. Gene Ontology annotation, cellular component: cytoplasm. The record is from RefSeq and is a predicted model, not a curated record. Bases 311 to 1585 code for a protein of 424 amino acids. Gene Ontology annotation, molecular function: GTP binding; adenylosuccinate synthase activity.